Messenger RNA from Varanus komodoensis (Komodo dragon), 635 nucleotides. It is a transcript of the gene AKAP14, whose product is annotated as A-kinase anchoring protein 14. Gene Ontology annotation, cellular component: cAMP-dependent protein kinase complex. Lineage: Eukaryota; Metazoa; Chordata; Lepidosauria; Squamata; Varanidae. The transcript has 5 exons. The record is from RefSeq and is a predicted model, not a curated record. Gene Ontology annotation, molecular function: protein kinase A regulatory subunit binding. Bases 1 to 582 code for a protein of 193 amino acids.
AUGGAGGAGUUGACUACAGACUUGGAAGACAGAAAUGCAGCUGAGGAAGAGGAUGAAGGUGCCCUGCAAGCCAUCAAUGAUACAGCAGGAUUGAUCGUCAGUGAUGUGAUCCAAAGGUCAAAGGACGCCCUUCGAGAAAAGCAAAAGAAACAGGCAGAGCUGUACCUUGCAGGAGCCAAAUAUGAAGUACCAAAUAUUAUAUGGAUGAAGUGCCAAGAUUUCACAGUAGGAAAAGGGGUGCAGCAGAUCGAAGACUAUAUGAGAACGUGGGAGCUUCACGAGAGCUGGCUGCACUGGACAAACUAUCUUGGUGAGGAAAAGAAGAAGUACAGCAUACAGUACUACUACCGGGUCCGUUGGAGCAUCCCAACAUGUCGGAAGCCCAUCCCACGAGCGACAGCCUGUGUCUAUUUCAUCAUAGAGGUUUCCCAAAUCAAACCACCAACAUUACCUGUUGAAGUAUUCUUUCUGGUGGAGACUAAUAAGCUCAUUCACAGGCCAGGAGAGUGUCGGUUUAAGGAAAAGUGGCUCAAAGAUGUAAUUGAAAGCAAAAUCAUCUUGAUGGAGACUGUAGACUUUUAGUUCCUUUUGAGGUGUUGCAAAUAAGGAAAAACUUUUUUGUAGAUUAUCUGUUU